This is a messenger RNA of Daucus carota subsp. sativus, 1113 nucleotides long. RefSeq lists its product as uncharacterized. The record is from RefSeq and is a predicted model, not a curated record. Bases 5 to 766 code for a protein of 253 amino acids. NCBI's taxonomy places the organism in Eukaryota, Viridiplantae, Streptophyta, Magnoliopsida, Apiales, Apiaceae. The transcript is spliced from 2 exons.
CCAAAUGAAUAUGUCGAGUUCUUUAUAUGAUCCAAUAAUCAACCAGCUUAUACAGCAUAGUACAGAGAUUGAAGGCAUGAGUUUCCAAAAGGAGAGUCUUGAUCUCGUGUUUGUCCCGAGUGGCUUAGCUAUCAUGUUUGGUUACCAUCUGUUUCUGCUCUAUAGAUGUCUUAAAAUUCCCCACACUACAGUCAUUGGCUUCGAAAAUAAUGACAAGAAGGCUUGGAUUGAGAGCAUUAUGCAGGAGGGUGAUAACAAAAAUGCUAGCAUGGCCCUGAGCGUGAUCUCAUCAAGUGUAUCUGCUGCAACUUUCUUCUCAUCAGUUUGUUUAACUCUCAGCUCUGUUAUGGGAGCCGUCUUGACAACCAAUUCCAGCAUCCUGGAAAGCGAUUUCAUAUACGGUGACACAAGGCCAGCAACCUUGUCUGUCAAGUACACAUGUCUUCUCGUAUGUUUUCUCUUAGCAUUUUCGUGUUUCAUUCAAUCCUCAAGAUGUUUUAUCCAUGCCACAUUUCUGAUAACUAUGCCUAAUAGCAACAUUACUGCGAAACAUGUCGAGACAACAGUUAUAAGGGCAGGUGAUUUUUGGUCAUUUGGACUUAGAUCACUGUAUUUUGCUCUUACUCUGUUGCUGUGGUUUUUCGGUCCGAUUCCUAUGUUUGUAUCCUCAGUUGUUAUGGUCGUGCUGUUACACUACCUCGACACGAACACGACUCCGUUACAUCAACAUGCAAAGCGACCCGCUAAGCAUCCGAUGUUAGGAUAACAAUUUUGUGCAUCAAGCAUUUGUUUUUACUAAAAUUUGUUGUCAUUUGUUUCAGAACUGGUUUAAUUUCAAAUAUCACUUGAUCAGCGAGUAGCUCCAGCAAUAAGGCCUUUUCUUUUGUUGGAUGCUGAUCGGGUAUAUUAUACGAAAAGGCCUAUCUUUCGAAAUAGUAAAGAAUUUGAGGCCCAUAAAACAACGUGGGGCUGGCAAACCUUGACUUAGAGUUGGAAGCCCAUUGGUCCUUACUGUAUUCAUUGUUUUACUUGUAUAUUUGUAUAUUAAAAAUGGGUAUUCUCAGAGCAACUUGUAAAAAUUUCGAUUUGAUUUGAAUAAAGUGAUAUUAAAUU